AUGGCAUUCUCUUCUACGGGUCCAGCUUUCACAACCUCAAACUUUGUUGAACUGUUGAACAGUCAACAAGACUCUGUUUUUUGCGGAUAUCUGUCUAGCUUUCUUGAAGAAAGUCCUGCAUCCAUCGGUGAAGCAUCACCUGCAACGGAAAAGAAGGAAAGACGACAGUGGAGCCCGAGUGAUGAUAUUCUUCUCAUCAGCUCGUGGUUAAACACGAGCAAGGAUGCUGUGGUGGGAAAUGAACAGAAGUCAACUGCCUUUUGGAAGCGCAUAGCCAUUUAUUUUUCAGCAUCUUCAAAGUGUGUUGGUGAGAAGAUAGAGGCGAUCCAAUGCAAGCAAAGAUGGCAGAAAAUAAAUGAUCAAGUCUGCAAAUUUUGUGGAGCAUAUGAGGCUGCUUGUAGAGAGAGAUCCAGUGGUCAGAAUGAGAAUGAUAUUCUCAAAAUGGCUCAUGAGAUCUGCUACAACAAUCACAAGAAGAAGUUCACUUUAGAGCAUGCUUGGUAUGAGCUCAGAAAUGAUCAGAAAUGGUCUGCUCUUUCAACAGAAAAGGUAGCUGGAAACUCCAAAAAAAGAAGAGUUUUAGAUGGAUCGGGUGCUGAGGAGACCCACCCUUGCGAUGAAGAUAAUGGAGGCAAGCGACCUGCAGGUGUCAAGGCAUCUAAAGCCAAGGGCAAGAAGCCAGUGGUAGAGAAAGAAGAACCAUUGCUUGCGCUUCAAGCAGUGUGGCAAAUUCAAGAGAAAGACUUGGAAAUGAAGGCAAAAAUCAAGAAGAUGGGUAUACUUGAAUGUCUUUUGGCCAAGCAAGGGCCACUAUCAGAGUAUGAGGAAGAUGUUAAGAAGAAACUCAUGACUGAAUUGUUUUAG
Molecule: messenger RNA, 864 nt
Organism: Eutrema salsugineum
Lineage: Eukaryota; Viridiplantae; Streptophyta; Magnoliopsida; Brassicales; Brassicaceae
Product: glutathione S-transferase T3-like
Exons: 1
Coding region: 1-864 (287 amino acids)
Source: RefSeq, a predicted model, not a curated record